AUGGAGAAAGAUGUGAUUGAGAUUGAAGGUCUAAACGCCUCGCUUUGCACGAUUGGCGGGCUUACCUACCCGCAUCACCUUUUCGGCUCCUGCGUGGUGUUGGUUGAGGUUGAAAGUGGAGCCGUUCUCCUGCCAGGCCUACGGGGAGAGGUUUACCUCCACCAAGAUAAGCGUUACCGGGCGGAAAAAGUGAGAAAGCUACCUACGUGAUGCAUUUUUGAUAUAACUUCUUCCCCUUUCUAUUUUUCCCUCCUUCAUCCUUGUUACCUAUACGCAUGCGUGGAUGAAGGAGGAUGCUGUCAUGAUUGAGUUGGAGCCUUGGGCAGUCGCUAUCCAAACCACCUUCGAGUGAAUUUAAGGUCGAGGUAAAUUUACUGGUAAACUUCAAAAUCGCAACCCCAUCAGCCCUAAUGUGGAAGAGAUCCACCUUGCAAAAAACAAAAGCUUUCCUGGUUAAGCGAAUCGAAGUGAAAAAUGGGCGUGUGUUGCGGAGGUUGUCCGGUUAGCGCGAGACCACGACUCUAGAAGCUACAGGUGUUCAUCCCGAAGCAAGAGUGCACUGGGAAUCCAAAAAGGGAAGAAACGCAACGACAACAGCGACAGCUGUGGGAGGCGGCCUGACAAAGCGCUUAAAAAGACGCCCUAGGGGGGAGAAGCGUAAUGCUGUGUAGAAGGAUCCUAUCAAAGUUUGAACAAACGAGGUGUGGCUGUGGGGGCCGCUGGCGUCGUCGCUUCGUCGAAAAUCAAGUUUUCGAAGCGAAUCUCUGAUGACGAAAAGGGUAAAUCAGCGUUAUACUCAAACCAACCCCCCUCUCGGCAAAACAACAUUAACCAAACAUAGAAAGGCAGAAGGGGGUAAACCCCGAGUGUGAUCGGAGCGUACAAAAACGGCAGGCUAUUCAUCUACUUGUGUGUUUUGCCCUCACGUGCUUUAUCCCUCCAUUUUUUCUCCUCCUCAAUAUUCUCCAAUAUUGGAGUGUUCUUGUUGA
This is a messenger RNA of Phytomonas sp. EM1, 989 nucleotides long. The record is from the annotation of a GenBank genome assembly. NCBI's taxonomy places the organism in Eukaryota, Euglenozoa, Kinetoplastea, Trypanosomatida, Trypanosomatidae.